CACAAAUUCUCCCUAACCGCAGCGCUUUUGGCAUACAGAUAUUGCAAGGCUCUUCUGGCGUGGGUGCUCCAACUACUUCUUCUUCGACAGGCUUUGAGAGACUUUGAGCAGCUGCUAUUUUUGUCCCAGCUUCCCUCCUCCGUCUGGGCCUUGUUGCCGUUCGACCAGCUCUUCCUUGUUCCACCGCCCACGCUUGUGCUUGCUUUCCAAGCACGCCUGUCCAGUGUUCCGUCUUUGUUCCUCUUGUUUCUGUGGAGUUGUGUGAGCAGCCGAGCCGGCGGCCGGCCCAUUGCUAGUCGUUUGGUGGCGUGUCGCCAUGGACAGUGCCACACCUGGUGCAUACGUGUGCACCCCGAGCGCAGCAGGCCAAGAUGGCCAGCAAGUAUGGAUCCUGCGCGUCAAAGGCACACGGUCCAUCUACGAAGAGCGAGUGCAGCGCGCAUUGGGGGAUUUGUUCUACAUGCCUGCCAUGGAUGCAUACGCAAGCAGCUUCGAGGACUUGGCAAAGCAACUGCUUAGUUCACAUGGCGAUGAUCAGGCAAAGACAAACGUGCACCAACACCAUCGCCAACAGCAACGUGCUGGCAGCGGCACGCACAGUCGCAGCAGCAACAGCCACAGCAACACACCAAGCGCACGGAGCAGUGCACAGCAAGGCUCGCCACCACCACUUCCAUCGGUUGCCCAGCCCUCCUCCGCCUCAUCAGCGUCAUCUCCAUGGUCACAGGCACCACGGCCACACCACGCCCCUGUUCCCACCACAUACACAUGCCCGCUGUGCCAGGCUACGUUCACUGUCCUGAAGGAGGCUGAGGUGCACUCGAGCGCGUGUCAGGGCAGCGGCUCGCACGUGCCGCCAUCGCCGCCGCCGCCACCACGCGACACAUCGACAGGACCAGCAACGCCGCAGGCACGCGCGGCCAGCAGUGCGAGCAGUGCCACCACCGCCGCCACCACCAGCACCAGCCAUCUUGAUGUGCCGCCACCGCCGCCAUCAACAACGACGUCGCCCGCCGCGGCGUUAGCACCAUCAUCAUCAUCACCAUCAUCGUCGCCACCGGCACACACGCGCGUUGGUGGCGAGCAGGGCACCACCCCAUAUGGCACACCAUCAUCACAACAGCAGCGGCAGCAGCGACCGCGUGUUGUCAACGAGUGCACGCACACGCACGUGCUGUGGUUGCAUGAUAGGGAGACAAACGAAGGAAAGCUGGAGCGUGUUGUUCGGGAAUGCACUGCAACGGGGCGAGCAUACGUGGAUCACGCCUUCCCACCGUCAGACAAGUCGAUAUCGGGGUCUCUCCGCACAGCGCAGGAGAUUCGGUGGAAGCGGCUGCUUGAGUUUGAGCGGCGCCAAGAGCCGCUGGUGGUACAUGAUCGCCCGGCGCCCCUCGACGUCGUCCAGGGACAAAUUGGAAACUGCUGGUUCAUCAGUGCGCUGUCGGUGUUGGCGGAGCGUGAGGAGCUUGUACGAAACCUCUUCUUCACGCAGAACACCUCCCCAUUCGGUGUCUACCAGGUUCGGCUGUGCAAAGACGGAGAGUGGACGGUGGUGCUUGUGGACGACUACGUGCCCUGCGACGCCAACAACCGCCUCCUCUACUCGAGUUUCUCCCGCAACCAAAUCUGGGCGCCGCUGGUUGAGAAGGCCAUGGCGAAAUUGCACGGGAGCUACCAAGCGCUGGCAGCAGGCAGCAUGUGUGAAGGGUUCAGCACACUCACGGGUGCGCCAUGCGUGACCAUCAACUUGCAAGCAGACAUGGUCGACGAGGCAGACACGUGGACGCGUGUCAGCAGCUGCUUCGACGCCAACUACCUGAUGGGGGCGAGCAUUGACGGCAACGCAGACCCCGCCGUUGCAGCACGAUACAGAGCUGCGGGACUCACCAUGGGCCACGCGUACUCGAUCCUGCGCGUGUGUCAGGUUGGCGGCCACCGGCUGAUUCAGUUCCGCAAUCCAACGGCGUCCAUGUCGUGGCGCGGGCCCUGGGCUGACGACUCGCCCACAUGGACACACGAGCUCAGGCUGCUGUUGGCGCCGGGGGACAAUGCGCACGGGAUCUUCUGGAUGGCAUGGGAGGACGUGCUGCAGUACUUCACCGCAAUCGACAUCUGCAAGGUUCGCGAUGACUGGUACGAGGCGCGGGCGAGCGGCUAUUUCGCAUCCAAUCCAACCGACGAAACGACGGGAUUCCUCGUCACGCUCGAGGAUGCUGUGAUUCUGCAGAUAUCACUGUUCCAGAGCGGGCUGCGCGCUGCGACGGACGUGUAUGAGACGCAAGACAUGGGGCUGAUGGUGUUUCGUCUCAACGACGCUGCCGGGGGCCUGCGUAUGGCGCAGGUUGUCACGGGCACCAACAGGACCGUUGACACGCGUCACUGCUGCGAGACGUCUGUGCUGUCGCCCGGGCGCUAUUUUGUUGUGCCGUACUCGCUGAAUUGCCUGCACUCGCGCGCGCCGCCGCGCCGGUUCAUUGUGAGCGUGCAUGCGGGGAAGCAUGUGACGCUGCGGCCCCAGCAGAUCUCGGCAGUGGACUAUGGGCAGUGCCUUCUCAAGCUUAUUCGGCACUUUGGCGAGAAGACGGAGUUUGUGGACAACAUGUGGUUCUACAACUUCAAGUCGAUGCUCGCUGUUGUGAAUGCACAUCCACAACAACACCUCGUGUGCUCCGUGGAAGCGAGUGACAUUGUGAACAUGGUGAGCUCGCGCGACAUCUUCUUCGUGCAGACAUGCACGUCCCCGCUGUGCCAGCAGCUGGUGGCGUGCUACACAGCCCAGGUUGCCGAGCACAGCAGUCGCAUCACCUUCAACUUCAAGUUUGAAGCGCACGACCACGCGUGCGAGAACGUGCCGCCGCCGCAGCCAAACGACAUGCACCACCAGCAGUACAUUCCCGGGGUGGAGGCACGAUACGGAGGUAGCUCAUAUGCGCGUGUGGCCAGCACACCCUCUGCAGCACACCACCACCAACAGCAACAACGACAGCCGCAGCAGCAUCAACGACCACAGCCACAGCCACCUCAGUCACAGCAGUCGUGUACACCACAGUGACACUGUACUUUGUCCGGCGCUCCGCGUUACCUGUCUUGCUAUUGCACACCGCUUUGAUAAGGGACCUUGCUUUCAGUUGCUUUGUUGAUGUGACAAACGAACUUGUUGUGGUUGAUGUGUGCGCGAAUGUUGCUGCGUGUCUGUGUGUUUGUGUGCACAUUUGUUGCUGUGUGGUUGCUGUUGCUUCUUGCUCGUUGGGAUAACUUAUCCGUCUUGUCUGUGUUGUAUUGUUGUAUUGUUGUUCCAUGACUGCGCUGAACAACAUGUUGUUAGUGGAGAUGAACCAUCAAACCUGUACAUUUCUCGUAUUGGUUGCCUCGUGCUCUGUUGUCUUGUUACAGUUCUGACAAGUGAUUAAACAGCAUCAUGAAAUGAA
This is a messenger RNA of Salpingoeca rosetta, 3428 nucleotides long. RefSeq lists its product as uncharacterized. The transcript has 13 exons. Gene Ontology annotation, molecular function: calcium-dependent cysteine-type endopeptidase activity. Gene Ontology annotation, cellular component: cytoplasm. The record is from RefSeq and is a predicted model, not a curated record. Lineage: Eukaryota; Choanoflagellata; Craspedida; Salpingoecidae. Gene Ontology annotation, biological process: proteolysis. Bases 317 to 3052 code for a protein of 911 amino acids.